AUGGGUUCAGUAGAUGUCAUCGGUCCUCUUUUCCAGCCUCUGCGCUUGGGCGCUCUUUCUCUAAGCCAUCGUGUUGUUCAAGCUCCCUGCACGCGCAUGCGUUCGACUAAGGAAUCGGAGGGUGUUUUUGUUCCGAAUGAUCUCAAUGUUGAAUAUUAUUCUCAGCGUGCUUCAAAGGGCGGGUUGAUGCUGACGGAAGCGACUCCUAUUAGCAGAUUGGCUGCCGGUUACCCAGGUGUCCCUGGUAUCUUUACCCCCUCGCAAAUCGCCGGCUGGAAGAAGGUCACCGAUGCAGUGCACGCCAAGGGUGGUUUCAUUCUGUGUCAGCUUUGGCACGUUGGUCGGGCUACCGUUCCUUCUUUCAUUGAGGGCAAGCAGGCUGUUAGUGCGAGCGAUAUUCCCAUCAGUGGCAAUGGCUUGGACGGCACUGAAUAUGCGGCUUCGCCUCCUCGCCCGAUGACCGUAGAGGAGAUCCAGGAAAUCAUCAAGGAGUAUGCGGCUGCUUCUAAGCGGGCCAUUGAGGCUGGGUUUGACGGUGUGGAGGUACACGGUGCCAAUGGAUACCUUCUCGACCAGUUCCUCCACGAUAACGUUAACACUCGUACUGACGAGUACGGCGGCUCGAUCGAGAAGCGCUCUCGUAUUGUCCUCGAGGUUCUCGAGUCAUGCGCGGCUGCUAUCGGCGCCGACCGCGUGGGCAUUCGUCUAUCCCCAUACAACUACUUCCAAGACACGCGCGACUCCAGCCCCAAUGCCAACUGGCAAGUGCUGUGCUCGAAGAUCGCUGACCUCCCGGCCGAGUCUCGCCCAGCCUACGUGCACAUGGUCGAGCCCCGCUUCGACGAGGUUCUCGACGAGAGCGCAAAGAUCGAUUCGCUCGCCGUAGAUAAGCCGUCGCUGGAUGUAUUCCGUCCCACACUGAAGAAGGGCGGAAUCUCAUUCCUGGCUGCUGGUAACUUCAAUGCGACGAACGCCGGACCAAAGCUGGUUAGUGACGGAGCGGACGCGGUUGUUUUUGGCCGUUACUUCAUCUCCAACCCGGAUUUGCCUCGGCGGUUGAAGGAGGGCUUGCCCUUGACCCCCUACGAUCGGUCGACAUUCUAUGGGGCCGAGCCUCCGCAGAAGGGAUACACAGACUACCCUUUCUACGAAUGA
Messenger RNA from Penicillium atrosanguineum, 1155 nucleotides. RefSeq names its product alkene reductase. The record is from RefSeq and is a predicted model, not a curated record. The transcript has 3 exons. NCBI's taxonomy places the organism in Eukaryota, Fungi, Ascomycota, Eurotiomycetes, Eurotiales, Aspergillaceae. Bases 1 to 1155 code for a protein of 384 amino acids. Gene Ontology annotation, molecular function: NADPH dehydrogenase activity; FMN binding.